AUGGCGGAUGCGGUGCACCCGACAUGGAUAAGCCGACUAGAGGAGGCAUGCACGGAGUGCCGGGCGAGGCGCUACUAUGUAUUGGGGCGCUUGGUUGAGGCAUACAUGUGGGAGCCGUUGGUUGCGCAUGAGAGAGGCGCGUUGUCGCGUAUGAAAGGAGGCGAGCUACGACGUGCUAGAAGAGCCCGGAGUGGGCGAGUUUUACCGGCGUGGAGUGCUUGUGCUUGUAAGUGUGCAGCGGGCGAGGCAUGUAAGUGCGCGAGCUACCACACGCUAGGGCGUCCGGUUGAGGUGCCGCUGUAUGCUCGGGGCACCCGGCUAAGGCGUGCAAUAGGUGUAGGUGGCCCGGCAUGUAUGGAUAGAGGGCUUGGGCGAGGGUAA
Messenger RNA from Dovyalis caffra, 381 nucleotides. The record is from the annotation of a GenBank genome assembly. NCBI's taxonomy places the organism in Eukaryota, Viridiplantae, Streptophyta, Magnoliopsida, Malpighiales, Salicaceae.